CAACGAUGGAUAUACAGUUAGUGCAUCUCAAAAUACGAAUAGUCAUGUAAGUGUAAGAACCAAUAAUCUUAUGAGUAGCGGCACUCACGAAUUUCACGUUCUAAUCGAAAAAAGUUGUUCGAGUAAUUGGGUUGGUGUUUGUGACGAAAUGCUUGAUUUAUCUACUUUUGCUGGAUCACAAUACGGAUGGAUUUUGGGUUCACAUGGAUCCUAUCGACAUAAAGGCUUGAACAUCAGUGAAAUUCCAAAUUUCGCACGGGAUAAUGUGGAAAUCAUUGUGCACCUAAACGUGGAUAAUAAGACGGUCGCCUUUUCAGUUGACGGUACAAGGUAUCAACCAGUUACAUCAUGGACUAAUCUUCCAUCAAAACUUUAUUUUGUUGCGUCGCUUUGUUUUCCAGGAAAGUUCAAAAUUUUAGGAUCAAAGGAUUAA
This is a messenger RNA of Acaulospora morrowiae, 433 nucleotides long. Lineage: Eukaryota; Fungi; Glomeromycota; Glomeromycetes; Diversisporales; Acaulosporaceae. The record is from the annotation of a GenBank genome assembly.